Messenger RNA from Trifolium pratense (red clover), 1107 nucleotides. RefSeq names its product MADS-box protein JOINTLESS-like. Gene Ontology annotation, molecular function: DNA-binding transcription factor activity, RNA polymerase II-specific; protein dimerization activity; RNA polymerase II cis-regulatory region sequence-specific DNA binding. Gene Ontology annotation, cellular component: nucleus. Gene Ontology annotation, biological process: positive regulation of transcription by RNA polymerase II. Lineage: Eukaryota; Viridiplantae; Streptophyta; Magnoliopsida; Fabales; Fabaceae. The transcript has 9 exons. The record is from RefSeq and is a predicted model, not a curated record. Bases 191 to 826 code for a protein of 211 amino acids.
AAUAAGCUCAUCCUCACAAUCACAAUCACAAUCACAAUCACAUCAUCAUCAAUUUUAUUACUAUUACUAUUAUAUCUUCCGAGUCUGUGAACUGGCAAUCACCUGAUUCAUUUCAAUCACCCGUUUCAGCAACAACUGUCCCGUUUCCUCCCUUCCCUCUUAGAGGGAGGAAUAUUAUUAUAUAAUUAUCAUGACUAGAAAGAAAAUAGAGAUAAAGAAAAUCGAUAACAUAAGUUCGAGGCAAGUGACUUUCUCUAAGAGGAGGAAAGGGCUUUUCAAGAAAGCUCAAGAGCUUUCAACUCUUUGUGAUGCAGACAUUGCUCUUAUGGUUUUUUCUGCAACUGGUAAGCUCUUUGAGUAUGCUAGUACUUCAAGUAUAGAACAAGUAAUUGAAAGGCGUAAUGGAUAUUCAGCAAAUCAUAGAUUCAUGGACCACCCAUCUACUGAUCAGCUUCAGGUUGAGAGUGACUCCAAUUACAACACUUUGUGCAAGAAAUUAGAAGAUAAAUCUCGUGAAGUGAGGCAUUUGAAUGGAGAAGAUCUGCAAGAAUUGACAGUACAAGAACUCCAGAAACUAGAGGCUAUACUUCAAAGAAGUUUGUCCAGUGUUUCAAAAAUAAAGGAUGAAAUGUUUAUGCAAGACAUCAACACCCUUAAGAGAAAGGAAGUGAAACUGAUAGAAGAAAACCAAAGAUUGAAAUAUGUGGUACCAGACCUUAUAAGUGGACAUAUGCAACAAUCAUUGGAAUCUGUUAUUAGCGGAUCAUCAUCUUAUUUUGAUGACAGUGACACAUCUCUCAACUUGGGGUUACAAUUACUUAAAUAAAUAAAAUUUGAUUUAAAGGACUGUGAGAAGAAGAGAAUGAUUUCCCUUCCUUUCUAGGUCGUUGAUGAGCCAAUUACAUCAUGUACUGUUGCUUUCUGUUUGAAAACAAGCCAUGUAAAGUACUAAGUCUAGUUAAGGAAAAUAAGACCUUCCUUAGACAAAUAUUGUACUUCAAUACACAUUUGUUUUGUUUUCUUUUGGUAAAUUGAAGGAAAUAUAUGUCAAGGUAAUGUAUACUACAAUUAUAUGGUAUGUUUAUGGCUUUUUUUUAAAGGGUUCUG